Acomys russatus (golden spiny mouse) is the source of this 1943-nucleotide messenger RNA. It is a transcript of the gene Asnsd1, whose product is annotated as asparagine synthetase domain containing 1. Gene Ontology annotation, molecular function: asparagine synthase (glutamine-hydrolyzing) activity. The record is from RefSeq and is a predicted model, not a curated record. NCBI's taxonomy places the organism in Eukaryota, Metazoa, Chordata, Mammalia, Rodentia, Muridae. The transcript has 3 exons. Bases 1 to 1884 code for a protein of 627 amino acids.
AUGUGUGGCAUUUGCUGUUCCGUAAGCUUCUCUGUUGAGCACGCCAGUGAAGACUUAAAGGAGGAUGUACUGUAUAAUCUUAGACGACGGGGCCCCAAUAGUAGUAAACAGCUGUUAAAAUCUAAUGUUAACUAUCAGUGCUUAUUUUCUGGUCAUGUUCUUCAUUUGAGAGGUGUUCUGACACCCCAACCUGUGGAAGAUGAAAGUGGCAAUGUGUUCUUAUGGAAUGGAGAAGUUUUCAAUGGAGUCAAAGUUGAAGCGGAAGACAGUGACACUCAGGUUAUGUUCAAUAGCCUUUCUGCCUGUAGCAGUGAGUCUGAUAUUUUGUCGCUCUUCUCUAAAGUCCAAGGUCCUUGGUCUUUUAUAUAUUAUCAAGCCUCUAGCCAUUCCUUAUGGUUUGGUAGGGACUUUUUUGGACGGCGUAGCUUGCUUUGGCGUUUUAGUAAUCUGGGCAAGAGUUUCUGCCUUUCUUCAGUUGGUGCCCAGAUAUCUGGAGUUGCAGACCAGUGGCAAGAAGUCCCAGCAUGUGGGAUUUUCCAAAUCGACCUUAAUUCUGCUGCUGUUUCCAGAUGUGUGAUUUUUAAAUUAUAUCCUUGGAAAUAUGUUUCUAAGGACAAUGUUGUUGAAGAAUGUGCUAAUGACCUGACUCGGACUCCAGCAGGAUUGCCAGCAUGUGUAUCAGUGGUAGCAAACGAAGCCAAGCUGUACCUUUCAAAACCUAUUGUUCCCUUAAAUAAGAAGCUGCCUCAGGUUCCAUUGAAAACUCACUGUGGAAACAGUUGCAGCGUUCCAGGUUCAAGAGAGACACUGGAUGCAUUUCUUACAGAUGAAUAUAUGAAAAAAGUAGUUCAGCAGUUCAUUGAGGUCCUGAAUGUUGCAGUCAAGAGACGAGUCUUAUGUUUAGCUAGGGAAGAAAACCUGACAUCAAAGGAAGUUUUGAAAACUUGUAGUAAAAAAGCAAGCGUUGCAAUCCUGUUUUCUGGAGGCGUUGAUUCAAUGGUGAUCGCAGCCCUUGCUGAUCGCCAUGUUCCUUCAGAUGAGCCAGUUGAUCUUCUGAAUGUGGCUUUCAUGACUAAACGAAAGACCAGGCCACCUAUUGCUAAAGUAGAAAGAAAACAGCAAAAGCUCCCUAACAUCCCUUCUGAAGAGCCCUAUCAGGGUACUGCCGUGCCUCAGGAUCCCGAUGACGCUGAGGUGCCCGACCGAGUGACAGGAAAAGCAGGACUAAAGGAGCUACAGUCUGUCAACCCUUCUCGAACUUGGAAUUUUGUUGAAAUUAAUGUUUCUCUUGAAGAACUACAAGAACUAAGAAGAGCUCGAAUAUGUCACUUAGUUCAGCCAUUGGACACAGUUCUGGAUGACAGCAUUGGCUGUGCUGUCUGGUUUGCUUCCAGAGGAAUCGGUUGCUUGGUGACCCAGGAUGCUGUGAGAUCUUAUAAGAGCAGUGCAAAGGUGAUUCUCACUGGGAUUGGUGCAGACGAGCAGCUGGCAGGUUACUCCCGUCAUCGGGUCCGCUUUCAGUCUCUUGGUCUAGAAGGGUUGAAUGAGGAAAUAGAAAUGGAACUGGGUCGCAUUUCUUCUAGAAACCUUGGUCGUGAUGACAGAGUUAUUGGUGAUCACGGAAAGGAAGCAAGAUUUCCUUUCCUGGAUGAGAAUGUUGUGUCUUUCCUAAAUUCCUUGCCAGUCUGGGAAAAAGUAGACCUGUCUUUGCCCCGUGGAAUUGGUGAGAAGCUUAUUUUACGCCUUGCAGCUAUGGAACUUGGUCUCCCAGUCUCUGCCCUUCUCCCAAAACGGGCCAUACAGUUUGGAUCUAGAAUUGCAAAACUGGAAAAAACUAACGAGAAAGCAUCUGAUAAAUGUGGAAGACUCCAGACCCUACCUUAGAGACCUUCUCUCAAAAUUACAUCAUAAUAUGAUUCCACCAUAUAACAACAUUUUGAUAC